CGUAGUCCUUUUCAGGAGCAGGGAGAAAAAAAAAACACUUGAGGAGUGCUGUGUGCAGCCAAUCGUCAUUACAUUAAACGCUGGAAGUAGGAGGCUGGACCUGAGAGCCAAAACAUGGCGAAAUAACAAGUUUCGCAGGUAGAAGCCGCGACGUACCUGGCACCGUGGGACUGCAGUUUCGAUAGAGCUGGACGCCGGCGGAGACGACGGCAACCAUUAACUUUACCGAGCGGAUAGCCGCAGCCUUUUUAAGUGUUGCGAACAUAGAGCCCUGUCUGUGUUUCCUCCGGAAGGUUGGCAGUGCUAGGCGCGACUGUCAACACAGGGAAAAAUGGACUGAGAGGGAAAGUUUAUCCUGGGGGAAGAAGGAGGACAGUUUAGCCUGCUAGCUCGGUUACGUUAGCCACGGGCUGGGUUGAAGGCACACACCUGGGUCGGUACUCUGAUUACUUUGCGGUCUGCUUGAAAAAGUGGGAGAUUUUAUUUCGGUUUUUUUUCCUCUUUGGAGUUGUCGUUUAAAGUUUGACGAGAAGGAGCUUUUUUUUUUUUUUUUCUUUUUCGACGAGUCUAUUAUUUGAAUUGCUCCGCUUGGAUUUAACAGCAGUAAGGCGGCUGUGGUGCCAGUUUGACGUUCGGUUCUGGUGCGGACGGAUCCGGACGCCAUCACAUCACAGGCGUUGCGUUCUUCUUAAAAAAAAAAACCGCUGCGUUAAAUAGCCGUUAAUGUGUAAUUUUUUUUAUAUUGUCAGCUGGUAGGAGGUGCUUUUUUCUCUUAUUUAUCCGUGCUUGUAUCAUUUUUUUGUUUUUUAUCAGAUGUGUUUUUAGCAGCUGGGAUGCUUUACAGCAGCGGAGACGCGGCGUCUUCUUGUCAAAAUGAACGCAGCAAGGUGUUCAACAACAGCGGAGGUGCGCUGCGUUUAAAGACAACCAGUUGUUAGCUCGCUGCCGGCGGAACCGGGACGGUGCCAUUUUGUCCUAAAAUCUUAUUUUUACACUCGUGUUUCCGUCAGAAUUUCUUGCAGACAUUUUUUUUCUCCUCCCCACCAUUCUUCUUUAUAAACCAACUGCGGAGAACACCACAGCCCUCGGCCAGAGUUGACUAGAGCUAGCCUGCUGGGUGCGUCUGAGGCAGCCCACCCCACCUGCGAUGGGCCCGCGACACUAAAGUGUUCCGCAUUUAUAUACAAAAAAAAAAAAUCAGUUUUGCUGUAUGGUCUCGUUAGAAUAGGCUCGUGAGCAGCCACUUGUUUUUAUUUUUAAUUUUUCCCCCCCCUCCUGUCAAAGUUAUUCUUCUAAUAAGUGGCUAACCUGUUAGCCAUCGUCAUAACUUUGGCCAGCUAUGUCUGAAAACGCCCCCACAAGAAGCCUGGAUGACAUAGACCUCGCAGCUCUCAGGGAUCCAGCAGGAAUCUUUGAGCUGGUCGAGGUUGUCGGCAAUGGGACAUAUGGGCAAGUGUACAAGGGCCGUCACGUGAAGACAGGCCAGCUGGCUGCCAUCAAAGUGAUGGAUGUUACAGAGGAGGAGGAAGAAGAGAUCAAAGCAGAGAUCAACAUGCUAAAAAAGUACAGCCACCACCGCAACAUAGCCACGUAUUACGGUGCCUUUGUGAAGAAGAGCCCACCAGGACAGGACGAUCAACUCUGGCUGGUGAUGGAGUUCUGCGGAGCCGGCUCCGUCACCGACUUGGUGAAAAACACGAAAGGCAGCACUUUGAAGGAAGACUGGAUUGCUUACAUCUGCAGAGAGAUCCUAAGGGGCCUUUCUCACCUGCACGCCCAUAAAGUCAUCCACCGAGACAUCAAAGGCCAGAACGUGCUGCUGACGGAGAAUGCAGAGGUCAAGCUAGUGGAUUUCGGGGUGAGCGCUCAGCUCGACAGGACCGUCGGACGCAGGAACACCUUCAUCGGCACUCCUUACUGGAUGGCACCCGAGGUCAUCGCCUGCGAUGAGAAUCCUGACUCCACUUACGACUAUAGGAGCGAUAUUUGGUCUUUGGGGAUUACGGCCAUAGAGAUGGCAGAGGGAGCUCCUCCUUUGUGUGACAUGCACCCAAUGAGGGCCCUCUUUCUGAUUCCAAGGAACCCCCCUCCAAAGCUUAAAUCCAAGAAAUGGUCAAAGAAAUUUAUCGAGUUUAUAGAAGGCUGUCUCGUCAAGACCUACCACAGCCGGCCAAGCACAGAGCAGCUGCUCAAGCAUUCGUUCAUCAGAGACCAGCCCACCGAACGGCAGGUCCGAAUCCAGCUCAAAGAUCACAUUGACCGCACGCGCAAAAAGAGGGGAGAGAAAGAAGAGACUGAGUACGAGUACAGCGGCAGUGAUGAGGAGGAUGAAAAUCGUGGCGACGACAGAGAAUCAAGUUCCAUUCUGAACGUGCCCGGUGAGUCCACCCUGAGGCGGGACUUCCAGCGGCUGCAGCAGGAGAACAAGGAGCGCACGGAGGCUCUGAAGAGGCAGCAGGCCCAACUGGCUGCCCAGCGCCGCGACCCCGAGGAACACAAGCGGCAGCUGCUGCACGACCGACAGAAACGCAUCGAAGAGCAGAAGGAACAACGGCGCCGACUUGAAGAGAGAGAGGAGACGGCAACACAAGGGGAACAACAGCGAAAAGAGCGAGAGAUGGUGAGGCAGCAAGAAAAAGGUCCCCAUCGGAGACUCGACGAUAUGAGACGAGAGGAAGAUAGGAGGAUGGCAGAGAGGGAGCAGGAGUUUAUCAGGCACAAGUUAGAAGAAGAGCAGCGGCAGUUAGAAAUCCUUCAGCAGCAGUUGCUUCAGGAGCAGGCGCUGCUUAUGGAGUACAAGCGAAAGCAGCUGGAGGAGCAGCGGCAGUCGGAGAGGCUGCAGAGGCAGCUUCAGCAGGAGCAUGCCUACCUGGUGUCUCUGCAGCAACAGCAGCAGGAAAAGAAGCCCCAGCUUUACCACUAUAACAAAAACCUCGAGCCCAACAACAAACCUACCUGGGCCCGAGAGGUGCAGGAGCGAACUAAACUAAACAGGCAGGGGUCACCCAAAAUCUGCACCACAGUGUCUGACACCGCCAUCCAGUCGCGCUCAGACUCCAUCAGUCAAUCGGGAAUGGUCCAGUCUGCACAAACGCCACCGAUGCAGAGGCCCGUAGAACCCCAAGGGGGUCAGGGAAAGUUCCAGAUGGCUCACUUGGUUCCACUGAAGCCUUACGCUGCCCCUGUCCCUCGCUCCCAGUCCCUCUGUGACCAGCCCACUAAGAACAUGUCCGCCUUCCCCACCCAGGAUCCUUCCCCCACACCCCGCCCCAUCCAUUCCAGGGAGCUCGUCCGUCAGAACUCAGAUCCCACCUCUGAAACCCCGGGGCCGCAGUUGCACCAGAUCAGGGAGGACCGUGGCCCCUGGAUCCGCCUGCCAGACGUAGAACUCCCACCCAAGAUUCCCCAGAGAACUGCGUCCAUUGCCACAGCUCUUAACACCAACCUUACCUCUGGCAUUAGGCAUCCUGUAAGAGCCAGUAAUCCAGAUCUCAGCCGCAAUGAUCGCUGGGAGAGAGGAGACAGUAUGAGCAUCAUAUCCGGUCUGCCCCAGACGGGCUCUCUAGAGAGGCAUCGCAUCCUCAGUACCUCCAAAAUGGAUUCACCAAUGCUCUCCCAUGAAAGUCGCCAUAAACCAGGGGAGUCCCGUACAUCCUCUCGUCCUGGGCGACCUGCUAGCUACAAGAGGGCUAUAGGGGAGGACCAUGGCCUCUACGCUAAGGAGCGUGCCGAGGAGCCUCCCCGGCCCCCCGUCAAAGCCAACGAUUACUCCUCAUCUUCAGAGAGCAGCGAGAGUAGUGAAGAAAGCGAGAGUGGCGAGGGACCAGAGGAGGAGGAAAGCCCGACUGAUCGCCACAGAGAUGCAGACAGUGAUUCAGUCAACACCAUGGUGGUUCAUGAGGAUGAGGGCGAGGUGGCAGAGGGAGAGCAAGCUGGAGGAUAUGGGGACCAGACCAUGCUGGUUCAGAGAACCCCAGAGAAGAGGAGCCAUAAUGGAUACACUAACUUGCCAGAUGUGGUGCAGCCCUCCCAUUCUCCCACCGAAUCAACAUCUCACUCCUCUCCAGGAAAAGACUCUGUUUAUGAUUAUCAAUCCAGGGGUUUGGUGAAGGCAUCUGGGAAGUCUUCCUUCACCACUUUCGUGGAUCUCGGCAUGUACCAGUCACCAGGUGGCACAGGGGACAACAUUUCAAUCAGUGGCUCCAGAUUUGAGCAGCUGAAGAUGGAGGUGCGGAAAGGCUCCAUGGUGAAUGUGAAUCCUACCAACACGCGCCCUCCUAACGACACACCCGAGAUCCGCAAGUACAAGAAGAGGUUCAACUCUGAGAUCCUGUGUGCUGCACUUUGGGGUGUGAACCUGUUGGUGGGCACAGAGAACGGCUUAAAGCUGCUGGACCGUAGUGGUCAAGGGAAAGUUUACCCACUCAUUAACUCCCGCCGCUUCCAACAAAUGGAUGUUCUGGAGGGCCUCAACUUGCUCAUCACCAUAUCAGGCAAGAAGAACAAGGUACGUGUCUACUACCUGGCAUGGCUGAGGAAUAAGAUCCUCCACAAUGACCCGGAGGUGGAAAAGAAGCAGGGUUGGACCACUGUGGGGGAAAUGGAGGGCUGUGUACACUACAAAGUGGUGAAAUACGAGAGGAUAAAGUUCCUGGUGAUUGCUUUAAAGAAUGCGGUGGAGGUUUAUGCUUGGGCGCCCAAACCUUAUCACAAAUUCAUGGCCUUCAAGUCCUUCGCAGACCUGCCACACAGGCCUGUGCUGGUUGACCUGACGGUAGAAGAGGGCCAGAGGUUGAAGGUCAUCUACGGUUCCUGUGCUGGGUUCCAUGCCAUCGACGUGGACUCUGGCAAUAACUAUGACAUUUACAUCCCUGUUCAUAUCCAAAGCCAAGUGACCCCGCACGCCAUUGUGUUCCUGCCCAACUCCGAUGGCAUGGAGAUGCUGCUUUGCUACGAGGACGAAGGCGUUUACGUCAACACCUACGGGCGCAUCAUAAAGGACGUGGUCCUGCAGUGGGGCGAGAUGCCCACGUCUGUCGCUCAUAUCUGCUCAAACCAGAUUAUGGGCUGGGGUGAAAAGGCCAUUGAGAUCCGCUCUGUAGAGACCGGUCACCUGGACGGGGUCUUCAUGCACAAGAGGGCUCAGAGACUGAAGUUCCUUUGUGAAAGAAAUGACAAGGUGUUCUUUGCUUCGGUGCGUUCAGGAGGCAGCAGCCAGGUGUACUUCAUGACUCUGAACAGAAACUGCAUCAUGAACUGGUGAAGCGGCAGCUGCUUCGGUCCGUGCGUAGAG
Messenger RNA from Fundulus heteroclitus (mummichog), 5293 nucleotides. It is a transcript of the gene mink1, whose product is annotated as misshapen-like kinase 1. NCBI's taxonomy places the organism in Eukaryota, Metazoa, Chordata, Actinopteri, Cyprinodontiformes, Fundulidae. The record is from RefSeq and is a predicted model, not a curated record. The transcript is spliced from 33 exons. Bases 1340 to 5263 code for a protein of 1307 amino acids. Gene Ontology annotation, molecular function: ATP binding; protein kinase activity. Gene Ontology annotation, biological process: protein phosphorylation.